Messenger RNA from Sesamum indicum (sesame), 384 nucleotides. NCBI's taxonomy places the organism in Eukaryota, Viridiplantae, Streptophyta, Magnoliopsida, Lamiales, Pedaliaceae. The record is from RefSeq and is a predicted model, not a curated record.
AUGAGAGCGGUGGAGGAGUGCCGGCCGCCCACGUACUGGUCAUACACACCCGACAAACAACGGUUAGAACUCGUGAAAACGACCACGACCACGGCAGCCACAGGCGCCAAGACCAACAAACCUAACAUCAACAAUAAACCUAAACCUAAACCUAAUCUCGUAGUUAGUGUUCGUGAUGCAUCACGCGCCACCAUGAUCAACUCGUCGUCGUCUUCUUACACGUUACCGAAUGCACAUUAUGGUAAUAAAGACGCAGAAGUGAGGAGGAAACAGAGAAUCAUGUCUUACAACGCGUAUGCCGUUGAAGGGAAACUGAAGGCCUCAAUCCGUAGCAGCUUCCGAUGGAUGAAGAACAAAUGCUCCACCAUCGUGCAUGGAUAUUGA